GAUCCGCCCAACUCAACGAUUACCAUACCAUCAACCAAAAAACUUUCAAAAAUGCCACGCGUCCUACUUACCCUUUGCUCGCUCUCGCAGGAGAUCUUUCGACUUCUUGAAAGAGUCCAUGAACUUCAUGAGAAGAUCCUCGAUAAAGACGAUGUAAUCCACGAUUGGGAGAGAAGAGCGGAGCAGGUAGAAGGAAGACUCGUCAGGGAGUUGGCUGGGAAGGAUGCGACAAUCGUCGGGCAUGAGGCUAAGAUUGCUGCUCUCAAGGCAGAACUCGCUGCUGUCAGAGCUGGUCAACAGGCGAAGCUUGGUGAAGGCAGGAGACCCCGCAAGCGUCAAAGAAGAAUUCGCAAGUAGGGAGUUUCGGUGGGCGGAAAAUGUAGCAGCAGGCUCUUUUGGGAUUGGUUUGCCGUGUGGAGAGAGGGUGGUGCCCUACAAAACCAAAUCCUAAAACCACGAAGAGGAAGAAUUAAACUGUUUCCCA
Messenger RNA from Botrytis cinerea B05.10, 484 nucleotides. RefSeq lists its product as hypothetical. Lineage: Eukaryota; Fungi; Ascomycota; Leotiomycetes; Helotiales; Sclerotiniaceae. Bases 52 to 357 code for a protein of 101 amino acids. The transcript has 3 exons. The record is from RefSeq and is a predicted model, not a curated record.